Messenger RNA from Cotesia congregata, 1248 nucleotides. The record is from the annotation of a GenBank genome assembly. NCBI's taxonomy places the organism in Eukaryota, Metazoa, Arthropoda, Insecta, Hymenoptera, Braconidae.
AUGAAUCAUUGUAAGCAAAAGAACACGUGUACAUACGGAUCAAGAUGGCGAGUGAAAAAGCUCACGUACAAAAUAAGCAAGUAUCCAAGGUCGCUCGAUAAAGCAUCAGUGGACAAAGAUAUUGCCCGUGCGUUUGCGGUCUGGUCAGAGUACACGGACCUGACUUUCACGCAGAAAAAGUCCGGACAGGUACACAUUGACAUAAGAUUCGAACGCGGGGAACACGGAGACGGCGAUCCAUUUGACGGACCAGGUGGAACUCUUGCUCACGCUUACUUCCCGGUUUACGGCGGCGAUGCACACUUCGAUGACUCUGAGCAUUGGUCCAUUAACAGUUAUCGCGGGACCAAUUUGUUCCAAGUAGCCGCUCAUGAAUUUGGUCAUUCUCUGGGUCUUAGUCACAGCGAUAUCAAAGCUGCGCUGAUGGCUCCUUUCUACCGCGAUUACUACUGGAAGUUAACGGACGACGGUGUAGCCAGUGGGUAUCCUAGACUGAUAAGUAGUUCCUGGAAGGGAUUGCCAGGAAAAAUCGAUGCUGCCUUCACGUAUAAAAAUGGGAAAACUUAUUUCUUCAAGGGCUCUAAGUACUGGAGGUACGUCGGCAAGAGAAUCGACGGUGAUUAUCCGAAGGAUAUCAGCGAGGGAUUCACUGGAAUUCCCGACAAUAUUGACGCCGUCACCGUUUGGACGGGAAACGGAAAAAUUUAUUUCUACAAGGGAACUAAAUUCUGGAGAUUCGAUCCUGCUCAACGACCACCAGUUAAAAGCACUUACCCGAAACUUAUUUCUAAUUGGGAAGGAGUGCCCAAUAAUAUGGACGCGGCGCUCACGUAUCACGGGUACACGUAUUUCUUCAAAGAUAAUGCGUACUAUCGGUUUAACGACCGAACAUUCUCGGUGGACGUAGCUGAUCCAGCGUUUCCACGAGCGACAGCAUUCUGGUGGUUCGGGUGCAAAUCAGCGAGUCGAGGGACACUAGGUAAUAUCGCAUGGAAAAAUAAUUACUUAGUAGACCCUUCAGAAAAUGGAAACUCGGAAAAUAACGGCGGUGAUUUCCUUAGCGAUGACUAUGAUAAAGGAAAUGAUGGAGAGGUCAUGUUUGAUACAGGAAGUACUGAUGAACUAGUAACCUCCUCGAAUCAAGACUCUGCUAAUUCUGGAGCUGUUUCUAUCUUCUCGAGGGGAUUCCUGAGGCUAGCCAUCGCUGCGACGGCCCUGAUUAUCACUAAGACCUUUAUAAUUACGUAG